AUGUUCGACUCUGGCGACUUGGCCUACCUGGCAUCUUGCGCGCUGUUGCAACUUGUGCUGGUGGUCAGGUCCUUUCAAAAAGCCUGGCAGGGGCGCCAGCGCAUCGCAAAGACAAUGUGUGAGCUGCCGGGAUUUGCCGCAGGCGUUGUGAGUCAGUUUAUCAGAAAGCCCGGCGAGUCAGAGCGGGUUCUUCGCACGCAGGUCUCCCAGUUGCAGCUGGAGUUUGCGCAGUCUUACGUCUCCGUGGCAGCGGUUACUUUGUGCCUUUCGCUUUCUGUUUUGCAGAGGAACAUCCUUACUGGCCGUCCACUGUUCCUAUCACCCUUGGCCAUUUGGAAUGGGUUGCUGUACAACUUUUCACUUGUUGCAACUUGGCUGCCCUGCAUCCUGACGGUGCGCACGCUGAACCUCUGGUACUUCAUUUCCCACGUCUUCGUGGCUGUCUGGCUCAGCCCCAGCGGAUGCGCGGCAUCCCACGUCUUCUCUGUGCGGCUUUUUUGCCUUGUGGUAAUACAGGUGCCAUCGCUGAUGUUUGUCCAGAGUUGGCUCAUGGCGUGGCUGGUCCACUUGGGCGUGGCCGCUAUUGUCGUGCUGCGGGCGCUGCUCGACGUGGAAGACGCUGGAGACACCAUUUUCCGACACCCGGGCACCCUCGUCGGAGCCGAGUUCGUCAUGGCUGGCUGCGUAGGCAUCCUGGUUCGCUUUGUCUACAAUGCCUUCGAACAAAGAGUCGCGGCACGACUGCGUGAACACCACGUCUCCUCCCAGCUGGAUGCUGCCUCUGGCUUGCUGCAGCUGACCUGCGAUGCGGUGAUGGAGCUGGACGAUGACUUGAGGCUCAGAGAGCACAGCCCCAAGUUGGCUGCCAUGCUCCUGCGAGGUGGCUCUUCCACUCAAGGCGUGCGGUUCUCCGAAUUCGUCGCAAGAGAUGAAGCAGCGAGAGCGGAAGAGAUUCUCAACUCUGGAUCCCACGAAUCCAGCUCCGCAGCCCAGGCGUUUCACACGCGUCUGGUGGACAGCUGUGCCAGCAAGUUUCGCACUGAGGUUUUUCAAGUCAAGUACCAGCUGCCAACUGGGCAGACCCGCCAUCUCAUUGGCCUACGUGACUUCACAGAUUUGCAGUCGCUGGCUGGAAACAAGGCAACUGAUGCAAUUCACGACGUGGAUGACAGAGAGCAGCUUGAGCUUUAUGACGGUCUCAGCAGUUUACGUGGGCAUUCUGAAACUGCAACUGAGGACAGUACCCAUCCGUUGCAAGCAACCUGUUUUUCUGAGGAUUCCGACAUGGACGCAGGGAGCUAUGGCGACCAAGGGAUCAUGGAGCAAGCGGUGGCGCUGCAGGGCAAGAACAUAUUCCUUGACCUAGAUUGUCAAGCCAUGCAGGUGUGUGCUGCUUCCGCCCCUUUGACAUCUUUGAUUGGGCGCGGCCUGUCAGAAGUCUUCGUGUACAACUACACACUGGAGCUAUGCAUGAAGCUGUGGCGCCAAGCCAAGCAGAGCCAUGAUUUGCCAGACAAGAUGGUGAGCUUCGAGCGAAUGCCGCUCUUUUGCUUGCCCCGCACCAUUGAAAUCUCGGGGAUUAUGCAAUUGUCAAGGACUAGCCUGGGGGACCUGCAUGUGAUUUUGAACUUUAGGCCCUCCGCGCUGGUACAACUUUAA
This is a messenger RNA of Effrenium voratum, 1659 nucleotides long. The record is from the annotation of a GenBank genome assembly. NCBI's taxonomy places the organism in Eukaryota, Dinophyceae, Suessiales, Symbiodiniaceae.